Psammomys obesus (fat sand rat) is the source of this 660-nucleotide messenger RNA. RefSeq names its product S-adenosylmethionine decarboxylase proenzyme-like. The record is from RefSeq and is a predicted model, not a curated record. Gene Ontology annotation, cellular component: cytosol. Gene Ontology annotation, molecular function: putrescine binding; adenosylmethionine decarboxylase activity. Gene Ontology annotation, biological process: spermidine biosynthetic process; spermine biosynthetic process. Bases 1 to 660 code for a protein of 219 amino acids. The transcript is spliced from 3 exons. Lineage: Eukaryota; Metazoa; Chordata; Mammalia; Rodentia; Muridae.
AUGGGCUUUGUAUUGGUCCUUAUGCCUGAUUUUUCGAUGGAAAUAUUUAAGCCAAACAUUCGAAAUGAAGGGACUGAGGAACUGCUGAAAGUCUGGUUCUCCAGACAGCAGUCCAUUGCAAGCCAGGGAUCUGCAGGGAUCUGUGAUCUUCACACCAUCCCAAGGUACCUGUAUUCUUUGGAUUUUCCAGAAAGCCAAGAGAUCAAUCAGCCAGCUCAAACCCUGGAAAUUUUGAUGAGUGAGCUUGACCCAGCCAUUAUGGACCAGUUCUACAUGAAAGAUGGUAUUACUGCAAAGGAUACAGGUUUUGUCACUGAUGCAACACUGUUCAAUCCUCGGGGCUACUCAGUGGAUGAAAUGAAAUCAGAUGGAACACAUUGGACUCUUCACAGCCCUACAGAAACAAAAUUUUCUUAUGUUAGCUUUGAAACAAGACUAAGACAGACCUCCUAUAAUGACCUGAUCAGGAAAGCUGUGAAAGCCUUCAAGCCAGGAAAAUUUUGGACCACCUUUUUCAUUAAUCAGAGUUCUAUAUGUUCCAUGGUCCUUUCUUCACCCCAGAAGAUUGAAGGUUUUAAAGGUCUUGAUAGCCAGAGUACUAUGUUCAAGGAUUACAAUUUUGUUUUUACCAGUUGUGCUAAGAUACAGCAACAUCAGUAG